This is a messenger RNA of Phytomonas sp. EM1, 5904 nucleotides long. The record is from the annotation of a GenBank genome assembly. Lineage: Eukaryota; Euglenozoa; Kinetoplastea; Trypanosomatida; Trypanosomatidae.
AUGGUUACUGGAAAAAAUUACAAAGCUAAUCUGAGCACCCACAAUGUGACUAAUGGUAAUAACAUCUUAUCCUUACCAGAGAUAUACGCCGUGACGCCGGAUAUUGCUGUGGUGUCCAAUGCGGCAAGCAAACCAAGAUGCACCAUGGUCAUUACCAAAAAAGUCAUUCAUGAUACCAACACAGGAAAAAGAGCCCAUACAGAACGCUACGAUACUAUGGUUUCACCUCGAACCUCCCCGAAGAUGUCUCUGAUUGCUUCAAAAUACCCUCAGCAAUCUCGAGAAGCGAUUUCAAAACGCCUGACUGAGUCCGUGUGGGAGGUAGUGGAUGCCAUCACGCAGACGCCCACGAACGCAGAAGCCCCUCGCCGACCGUUGCUACUUAUUGAAGAGUGGCUUAGCGGUGAUGCCGCGCUUGGUCUUACACCAUCAGUUGUUCUGGCAGGCUUGACAGAUCUCCUUUAUGUCCUUUCUAGAUCUAUUCACCUCAAAGGGGAUCCUCUGCAAGCUACAAGAACAAUUGAAACUAAUAAUCGUUUCUCUGCUAAGAGCAACCUCACUCGUGAUGAUAUUAUGGUAGCUAGAGAAGAUCCGGGAAAACGCACAACGCUGCAUGAUAGUACGAUAGUAAAAUUUUCCGGUGCCAUCCCGACGAAGCACGACCCACCCCACCAACAAUCGCAAAUUGACUUCGCCAACAUCCAUCCAGAGUCCUUUCUUCCACCUCUGGUGCACCGGCCCCGCGCGCUCCCCUCUUGGCCGUGUCCGUGCACUGCUACACCAAACAUCAGUCCAGCCCCAAAAGAUGACAUUUCAGAAAAGUCUUUAGAUAUGUUAGCGUCCCGACAAAACACAGCUCAUCGUAUCAAUUCUGCUGAAGCAAUGUCAGGUUCCUAUUCCACGGAUGCAACCCAUGCAGGCAAGCCUAGCACAAAAACGUAUAAUCUGCCACAAAACACUACAGCGACGCCGGCGGCAUUUUCGGACGGAAAUUUCCCUUAUCAGUAUCCACAUUACAUAGCGGAGGCACUAGAAAUGCUUCUUGUUUUCUGCGCAAAACCGUUGAUUCUGCUGACUCUAGAAGAUCAACAAAUCCUAAGCAAAGCUGCUUACUACUUGUUUGAAGCACUUGCACAGGUAAUUUCUGAUGUAAGCGCGUACUUCUCACCCCUUUCGGCAAAUCAUAUGGAUAGUUUCGUAAGGGAAGAAAUUAAAUCGCUUCAGACAAUACACCAGGACGCUGUUGUGACGAAGCCUCCGACCUUUCAGCAAUGUAUCACUUCUUCUAAGAUUGCACAGAGGCUCCAUUUAGCGGCGCUCCGUGCGAUGGGAUCCCUCAUCGCCCAACUUCAUUCUCAGUGUGAUGUUGCACAUUUUCAUUCGUCAACUCAGAAAGAGAAUGGGAAACGAAAAGGAGGCAAAAAAGGAGUUUCCAUACCCUUUCGACGGGAUUGUGACCCUUCCCUAUCCGCAAAGUCGACUGCGUUAUCUGAAUUUUUCGAUUACUUACUGCAACCCAAAAAGGAAUGUACUGAAGAGGGCGAAGCCCAAGAAUUAAAACAGGAGCUAGAUCGAAGCUGCGCCUUGGACCUUCUUGUGGUCUACUGGAACUCGUUGUUGAUUAAAAGCGAUUCAGAAACGCACGAGCUUCGUGAUCGCAUAACUCCAGAAAAAGAAAAUGAUAUGACAAAGUUUAGCGUAAGUAAGGUCGCAUAUCUGUCUGAAAGUAGCACUGGUGAAACACAACGUGAAAGCAAGGUUAGUGUUGAGGAGGAACUAAAAGCAGUAUUGCAGACAUUUGAGAAGCUCCUUUCGAGCGCUAAAAAGGCAUUUGAUUGCAGGGAGAGUUCUCUUAAGUCCAAAAGAGAAAACACUAGAAAAGGGAAUCACACAGACAUUGCGCAGUUUCCGUCUACAAUUCCUAUUCUGACAGUAUACACCCUAGGCAGGUACGUUAAUACGCAGAGCAGGGUGACUUCACUCUGCGUGGAUCUUCUAUCGCUCUUGCUUGAUAUGACGCCGUCCGCCACUUCGCGUAUUCUCCUCGAUAUCAAUGACUCACCUCAACCGGUGUUACAGAAGAAUUCUUUAAAUGAUUCUAUCACGAGUGCACCGUUUGAUUAUAUAUUUCACACUAUGCUUAGCUUGUUCACAACACUACACUCACAAAACCGGCUUGAGCUGCUUAAUGACAUGCUCCUAUUCGUCGAAACUGUACUACGCUGCGAUACCGAGAUUCUGAUGGGGCUGCAAAAGACUAUAUGGCCCGCUAAUGGGAACACUAAGGAGGAUAGACCGCAGGCUGGAGGCAUCUCGCCGCUCACUGUUGAUGCUAUCAACGCGUGCAUGCUUCUCGUCUUCAAUGCAGUGUGCAAAGACGAUCUAAACAGCUCCAUCAAACGUCAUAGUGUGUGGAAGGCUAUGGACGCGACACUUUCCAGCCUCUGCGAAAGUGCAACGUCGAGACGAACACCCUGCAAUAGUGUCAAGGGUAAUGGUGCUUGUGAACGAAAUGUGAACCAAAGGCAUCAAAAUUCGCCACUGAUAGACGUAGCAAACGAGGAUGCCUCAGAGAAGAUAUCCUUGAUGUUGCAGUCCAUUCACUUACCCAAAACUACAGCAAUGUCUUCCCGGGAUAUGCGGCGCGAACUGUUAUAUCUGAAGCGUUUAGGUUGGGAAGUGUUGGAACGGUUUAUGGAAUGGCAGUCUGUUCACGCGGAAGUUGCUGCUCUGCAGAGGGAAAUUGGUCUAGAUUCCCUUCAGAAAAAUAAAGGAGCGAUAUAUGAGGGCUAUUUUCUCCUAGACCUGUGCUCUAUGGGAUUUCUAGACGUUUUGUUCAUGCAUAUUAAUAGAAGUUCGGAUUCUGUCCAGGACGCUGAUGCUUCUGGGGCUGUCACCCUAAGCCAAAAUAUAAACACACAGAAAGGCCUAUUGAAAACUGGUGAGGAUGUCGAGGCACUGCAGUUGGAGUCGUGGGAGCUUUUGACGGCCCUGAUCAACCAUACCCACCGCCUACGUGAACUAUUUUUGAGUUUGAAGGAAAAGAACUUCUUCCUUGGGGCAGAGUAUCAUGGAGUUUCAGAGACUCCUGCUUGUAUCUUCAUGAACGAAUGCAGAGGACGGAUCCGGUCCACUGAGAAGAGCCUUGCGGGUGAUCAUUACAACUACAAUUUUGACGAUUAUAUUGUUUCCAUGGGUGGUAUUUCGUGCGCGAUGCGAUAUCUUGAUGCUUCUGGGAGUGUGUCUUCAAAGUCUCGGAAUCAACAGGAAUUAGAAGGCGUGGUGAUCAACCCGGAGCGGUUGCGUGAGCCCUUAUGCAAGGCCGUCUUAACGUUCCUGGCGGUUUUGUCGCGCAGUGGUAUUUCCGGAACAAGUAUCGCCGAGGCCUUUCUCGGGAUGCCAAAUCUGAUUGGAGUCGUUAUCAAUUCGCUGCAGGACAUUCGAUGCCACUACAACUUCACGUUUAAGCCUAAUUAUGAAGAACUACGAGGCUCCAAGAUGGCUACGAACUCUGAGGAAAGAGAUCCGAAUUCGGUCUUCUUCCUCCCUGACACCGCCUUGGACACCACACUGCUGCUCUUGGAUUUACUCAAGAACCUGGGUGCUAUCGCUGAGACCUGUAGUGAUCAAUUUCAAGAAGUCAAACAAACGCGGCACCGCCUUGGUUAUCCGGAGCAGCAGGAACCACCCUUCGUGGAAUCUAGCACGACGUUGUCGGUUCCUUGUGCAUGCCCUAAGACAAGGGCCUUCGAUCUUAUCCCUACGCAGGUUGCGAAUUCGGUCUCCUGGAAUGAAUCUGAGGUCUUCAAUAUCACACCAGGGAAGGAGUCCGGCACAGAGGAUGAAAAGGUUGAUCUCAAUGCGAUGCGAAAAACUAUUCCUGAAGACGAUCUAGCAACCUUUCACUCGGCAGAACAUUCUAGUUACUUCAACAACUUUUCUAACUCUGGUGGAGUGGACAUGCUUCUAAACUGGAUUCAAUUAAUUCUUUCACCGUGUCCACGAAAUGCCCUAAAUGUAACAGGUCUUGCGUCCACCCUUUCUCAGCAGCAGCAACGAUCCGUACUGCCUCCACUGGAUGAAAGCCUAUCUCGCUACGGACCGUUGUUGGCGUCGCUUCUGCAUGUACUCCAGAAUUUCAUCUUAACGAACAACAAUACCGCGGGCAUUUUCAUAGAAAGCGAAGGAGUAUUUGUGCUAUUGGAUGCUGCUGAGGCAUUGGCAGUUGCCUCCGGCAUCGUGGGCUCACAUCCUGUAAAGAACCCCGAGCCUGCCGGAGGCUGUAAGGACGACACUUUUCAUUCGAAAACUUUUGAGAAUGCCCCUACCAUAAUUGCAAGCAGCUUUAUGGCAAAAGACUCUCCUCUUCUGAAUGCUGGACUUGAGCAACUGCGAAUGGAAUUGAAGACAGGAAUCACAAAAUAUUCUGAAAGCCCGGUUCAUAAUUUCAUUUCCUACUGUAAAAAUUUACUAGGAUAUAUUCUUACGAUUGUAUCCGAUUUGCUCAAUACCAAUGUCAUGGCCCGUGAACACUUCAUGUUAUGGCGUAGCCGGAGGCUUCAAGCAAGAGACGAAAAGUUUAUCAAACCAAAUAGCAUAGAUACUGGUAUAAAUGCGGUACAACUCCUUGUUUCUGUUUGGGAAUUUGCCCUACGUGAAAACUUUGCAUGCCCUCAAAGAAAUGAUCCCGAACAUACAUUCAUUGGUAAGGGAAGCGAUGUGCGCAGUAAAAGAUGGAGUUUUAGCGAGGGGCCGUUGGAGGAGCCCAUCGCUGGUUUGAGUUUGCUCCGUGUUUUCAUUCGCGAGAAGAUAAACAUGAUUCUGCGUCAAGGAUAUAUUCGCCACCUAGUACAUCGGAAAGUGGCUCUUGGGUUGCUACCGUCAUCGAUCUACACCACAUGCGCGCCCUCUUUGACGAAUUCGAACUUAGACGCAAGGGAGCCGUCGUGUCCUGGUGCUCAGGAGCGGAUGGAAAACAACGCGACCUUAUUGCGAUACUACGUCUUCGUAAAAGAAGGCCGUUGGGUUCCCAGCAGAGGGGAGGGAGUGGCUACCACCGACCACGGCGGUGCCGCAGUAGUCGAGGAUUGGUUUGAAUCCGAUGAAGAAAAAGAGCUUGCGCUGAAUGAAACUCUCACGUGGUUGAAUACUAAGCCCACCAUGAAUGCUAGUUUUGUAACGGAGGCGAUUAGUGUAUGGCUAAAGGAACAUCUUGUACUAGGCGUAAAAGUCUACAGCUGUCUGGCUGCGUUGGGGUUUGAGCGCUUAAUAAGCACUGUUGUUGCAAAGGAUGCCGGGUAUCCUGCUUUUUGUCAGAGCAAUUCGGUGCUGUUGCAUAGUGUAAACGGUGCUGGAGAAAAGGAAUCACUUUCAGCCACGAAUCCAGCUGAUACUAUUAUGACGAUGGUAGAAAACGACGAAUUGCCAUUGACUUCUGCCGAACGGUCUCAUAUAGUAGUGAUGGCUUCUAUCCCUUGCUUGUGUAUCGAUGAGCUCUGUCUCGCGAUGUCUAGCACGGCGAAUGUCUUUCAAAAUAUGGGCGAUACGGACGAAGGUUGCUUGCCGGAAUAUUCAGUGACACACCAAAGCGGCAUCGAGCCCGACUCAGGGCUAAUACGUCCCACCACGUCCGACCGUCGUUACCUGCGUGGCAUCCUCCAGGACGUAUUGAAGCGUGGCCAGGAGGUUUGCGAGCUGAUAAAUUUGGGAUACAAUCUUGAGCAGACGUAUCAAACUCAGAAAUUGGAUCGAUUUCUCAUUACACGUCUUUCUAAAGACGUUUCAAACAAACCGGGUAAAGUCAGGAGCACUAUUGCAUCCAAUGUGAAGGACAAGGAAACAAUAUGCAUAUCAGAAAUCGCAGAGAAUCUGCGUAGGCAGCUUUUCCACCAAAGUUCCCAUUGA